Molecule: messenger RNA, 4029 nt
Organism: Trichosurus vulpecula (common brushtail)
Lineage: Eukaryota; Metazoa; Chordata; Mammalia; Diprotodontia; Phalangeridae
Gene: CRY1
Product: cryptochrome circadian regulator 1
Exons: 13
Coding region: 617-2464 (615 amino acids)
Biological process (GO): entrainment of circadian clock by photoperiod; negative regulation of DNA-templated transcription; circadian regulation of gene expression
Cellular component (GO): cytoplasm; nucleus
Molecular function (GO): FAD binding; DNA binding
Source: RefSeq, a predicted model, not a curated record
ACGGGGAGAGGUCGCCACCGGGUGCGCGGGUGCAAAGGGAGGCUGGAACGCCAUUGAUACCCGGGAGAGCGGGGGACGGGAAGCGCCGUCAGCUACGACUCACGUCUGCAAAGGCGGUGGCGGCGGCGAGAGGCCAAGAGACAGCUUCGGGAACGCGAGGCGCCGCCCAUAGCUCCCCAGCUCCUCCUUGCCGCCGGUUGCCGGGUGUAGUAAACACACUUCAGAAACGUGACGAGCUGGCGGUCACGUGGCCGGGGCACCAGCCAAUGGGAGGCCGGGGGUGGGGCGUGAGCCGCUGACGCGUCCGCCCCAGCGCGAGGAGCCAGAGUCCGAGCCGGAGCUGUCGCCGACUCGGGGAGCCCAGGAGCAGGCGGGCGAGAGCGGGAGCUGGCCUCGGACCGGAGCCAGCGCCAGAAGCCGAGCUUCCCCUUCUUUUCCCUUUGCCCCGUCGCCCACCCGGCCCGGCUCGGCCACGUGACCCCCGGGCGUCGGCGCGAGGCUCCCCCCACCCAGGUCCGUCGGGACGCGAUGUGGCCGGCCCGGGCGGCCGCGGGCUUCUCUGGGUCCUAGAGCCCGCCUAACUUGAGGCCCCGCCGGGAGUCGGACCUGCCGCGAGAUGGGAGUGAACGCCGUGCACUGGUUCCGGAAGGGGCUCCGGCUCCACGACAACCCCGCGCUCAAGGAGUGUAUCGAGGGCGCCGACACGGUGCGCUGCGUCUACAUUCUGGACCCCUGGUUCGCGGGCUCCUCCAACGUGGGCAUCAACAGGUGGAGAUUUCUGCUACAGUGUCUUGAGGAUCUUGAUGCCAAUCUAAGAAAAUUAAAUUCUCGUUUGUUUGUAAUUCGUGGCCAACCAGCAGAUGUGUUUCCUCGACUUUUCAAGGAGUGGAACAUCGCUAAGCUUUCUAUUGAAUAUGAUUCUGAGCCCUUUGGAAAGGAACGCGAUGCAGCUAUUAAGAAACUGGCCAGUGAGGCAGGGGUGGAGGUCAUCGUACGGAUUUCGCACACUCUGUACGACCUCGACAAGAUCAUAGAACUGAAUGGUGGACAGCCGCCUCUUACGUAUAAAAGGUUCCAAACUCUGAUCAGCAAAAUGGAGCCGUUAGCAACACCGGUGGAUACCAUAACACCUGAAGUGAUGCACAAGUGUGUUACCCCCGUCUCAGAUGAACACGAUGAGAAGUAUGGCGUGCCCUCCCUGGAAGAGCUAGGUUUUGAUACAGACGGCUUGCCUUCUGCGGUGUGGCCUGGUGGGGAGACAGAAGCCCUCACACGCUUGGAGAGGCAUUUGGAAAGAAAAGCUUGGGUGGCAAACUUUGAAAGACCAAGGAUGAACGCAAAUUCCCUUCUAGCAAGCCCUACUGGCCUCAGUCCUUACCUGCGCUUUGGCUGUUUGUCAUGCCGUCUGUUCUACUUCAAGCUGACAGACCUUUACAAGAAGGUAAAGAAGAACAGCUCGCCUCCCCUCUCUCUUUACGGGCAGCUCUUGUGGCGUGAGUUUUUCUACACAGCAGCCACAAACAACCCACGCUUUGAUAAAAUGGAAGGGAACCCCAUCUGCGUUCAGAUUCCCUGGGACAGAAACCCCGAGGCGCUAGCCAAGUGGGCUGAAGGCAGGACAGGCUUCCCUUGGAUCGAUGCUAUCAUGACCCAGCUGCGUCAGGAGGGCUGGAUUCACCAUUUGGCCAGACACGCGGUCGCCUGCUUCCUGACUCGAGGGGACCUGUGGAUCAGCUGGGAAGAGGGCAUGAAGGUUUUCGAAGAGCUGCUGCUCGAUGCCGACUGGAGCAUCAAUGCAGGGAGCUGGAUGUGGCUGUCCUGUAGCUCCUUUUUUCAGCAGUUUUUCCACUGCUAUUGUCCCGUCGGUUUCGGUAGGAGAACCGAUCCCAAUGGAGACUAUAUCAGACGCUACCUGCCUGUCCUGAGAGGCUUCCCUGCAAAAUAUAUCUAUGAUCCCUGGAACGCACCAGAAAGUGUCCAGAAGGUGGCAAAGUGCUUGAUCGGCGUGAACUACCCUAAACCGAUGGUAAACCAUGCCGAGGCCAGCCGUCUGAACAUCGAGAGGAUGAAGCAGAUCUAUCAGCAGCUGUCACGAUACAGAGGACUGGGCCUUCUUGCUUCUGUGCCCUCCAACCCGAACGGGAAUGGUGGCCUCAUGGGCUAUGCACCUGGAGAAAACAUUCCUGCUUGUAGCAGCAGCGGUGGAGGAGCUCCAGCGGGUGUCAGCGAUGGUCAGAUACUUCAGGCCUGUGCUCUCCCAGAGCCCCCGACAGGAGCCAGUGGCGUUCAGCAGCCAGGUUACUCUCAGGGGAGUGGGAUUUCACAUUAUGCUCAUGAAGACAGUCAGCAGGCUUACAUGUUAAAGCAAGGAAGGAGCUCCCUCAGCGGCGGCGGAAAGCGGCAUAGGCAAGAGGAGGAGGCUCAGAGCAUUGGCCCCAAGAUGCAGCGACAGAGCGUAAACUAGGUGUCUAUGCCGAAGAGCUUCAGCCCUUCUGGUGUGAUAAAGGAAAAUGACACAGAGACACAGACUCGCUAUUGAUCCUCCAAGAAUGGGCAGAAUCAUGAUUAAAUCAUCGAGUUGGAGAUGGGCUCUUAGUAGAUGAAUCAGUGAACUUGCAAGUCCUCAUUUUCUGGCAGAAAUAAAUGUGUAGAGACAAUGAUCAGACCAUCCCAUUUCCCUAACUAUGUGACUGUGUGAGAACAGGGCAGGGCUGCUAGCUGUGGGUGCUUCUCACAGGCUUCCUUCUAGAAGCUCUUCCCUUAAUGUAAUUUUUUCCAGAUUCCUUCAUUUAUUCUGCCACCUUAGAAGCAGAGAUCCUUUUGAGUUUGGAAAUGAUUGGGGGCAGGGAAGGAGGGGGUAGUACUUGCCUUUCUCUGAAGCAGCCAAGUCAGUCACCCCCACAUCCCAUCCCGAGCUGCCUUCCCCUGUGCCCUUUUUUCUCUGAGGCUCCUAGGGAAGUUCAGGGGACUCGGCGAAGCCAGAGCAGAUGUCUUGUAGCUAUCACGCAUUUAAUUAUGUACGAUUGAAGUUAGCUUCAGAGGCACACGGUGACUCCUUCACUUGAAUUGGUCUCUAAGACAAAAAGACUUUGCUUUCUCCUGACCCCGUGACAGUGACUGACUGCUUACCUCGUUAAUUGAUCUUAUCCCUUUUAUUUGCUAUCAAGCAGUUCCUUAAGUCUUUCUGUUCUAGGUGAGCUUUCCACACAUUCGUGGCGUCUUUGUCCAACUGGAUUGUAGGUCCCUUGAGGGAAGGGGUGUUUGCUCAGGUUUUGGAGGAUCUGCCAGGCCUGGCCAGCAGAGUGCCCAGGUGAUGGUGUGAGUGAGCAGGAAAUAGCAAUGUCUAUGGUGGAUUUCUUGCAAUCAGAACUUUGGCUUUGUGGGGUUUUUCCCUCCAUUCAGUAGGAAAUACUGUUGCAGUUGAAAUCGAAGUCUAAAGUAAUAUACUCUUUCAAUAAAUUAUUUCAAAAUGUUCUUUAUUGAUGGAAACCAGUUACAUUUUUGAGAUGCAUCAUUUCCAAUGGCAUUUCUAUGGUUUUUAACUUUUUAUUGAAUUUCACAAAGGACAAAUGGUAAUUUGUAUAUAAAGUACUCGGUAAUGAAUUUGUUUAAUGUAAAUAGAAAUAUUCAUGAUUAGUGCUAGACUUCUCAAUAUAUUUUUGAUAAUCUUUCAUGUACGGAAAAAGUAAAAAUUGUAACUGAUGUAAAAUUGAGAGUUUCCGGCAGACAUGGGGGAAACAUGGAGGUGUUCAGACUUUCUGAAGAGAUUUUGUUAACAUUCUGAGGCACAGUUUUCUUGACCUCAUUGUAUGAUCCAACUUUGCAUACUUUGGUAAUAUAAAGUUUAGAAAACAUAUGUCAUCAUAGUUGUUGGGCAGAGUGCUCCCAGACAUAGCCGUGUGUGUUUGAAAACUUCAUGGGCUCUGGUGUGUGUCCACACUUGUGCAAAUUUAUAUGUCCCUUUUUCCUUAUAUCUCUAUUUUUGUUUACCGCUCAAGUGGCCUUGUCAAUAAAGUGUAAAUACUGAGA